AUGGCCUCCACCGGGGUGCUGCCCUUCAUCCGCGGCGUCGAUCUCAGCGGGAACGACUUCAAGAUCUUGGAUGUCCGGGAGAACCCAAACUUGGUGAUGCCCCCAAAGCCUGUGGACCGAACUUCAGAGUGGUACAACAUCGACUUCUCCUUGCAAAACCAGUUGCGGCUGGCUGGGGCAUCUCCUGCCACGGUAGCAGCAGCGGCUGGAGGGAGCAGCCCGAAGGACCCCAUGGCCCGGAAGAUGCGCUUGCGGAGACGCAAAGAUUCAGCCCAAGACGAUCAGGCCAAGCAGGUGUUGAAAGGCAUGUCAGAUGUGGCCCAGGAGAAGAAUAAGAAGCUGGAGGAGAACGGAGACCUAAAAUACACGGAUCUGAAGACCCGCCGCUGGGACCAGAGUUUGGAGAAACCUCACCUCAACUAUUCGGAGUUCUUCACGGAAGAGGUGGGCCAGUUGCCAGGGGUCACCGUCUGGCAGAUCGAGAAUUUCGUGCCCAUCAUGGUGGAUGAGGCUUUCCACGGGAAGUUCUACGAAGCCGAUUGCUACAUUGUGCUGAAGACGUUCCUGGAUGACAGCGGAUCCUUGAACUGGGAGAUCUACUACUGGAUCGGCCAGGAAUCCUCCCUGGACAAGAAGGCCUGUUCGGCCAUCCACGCCGUCAACCUGCGGAACUUCCUGGGGGCUGAGUGCCGGAGUAUUCGAGAAGAGAUGGGGGAAGAGAGCGAUGAGUUCAGCCAGGUGUUUGAUCACGAGAUCUCCUACAUCGAAGGGGGCACGGCGAGCGGCUUCUACACGGUGGAAGACAUCCAUUAUGUCACCAGGCUUUACCGUGUUUACGGAAAGAAGAAUAUCAAAUUGGAACCAGUUCCCCUGAAAGCGACUGCUUUAGAUCCUCGUUUUGUCUUCCUGUUGGAUCACGGCCUUGAGAUCUACAUCUGGAGGGGCAGCCAGGCUACCCUAAAUGGUACCACCAAAGCCAGGCUCUUCGCUGAGAAGAUCAACAAGAAUGAGCGGAAGGGCAAGGCGGAAAUCCUGCUGCUGACUCAGACGGAGGAGACCCCGGAAUUCUGGGACCUCCUUGGUGGGCAGGCAGAAGAGAUCAAGGCCAACGUCCCCGAUGACUUCAAGCCCCCCAGACCCAAGCUGUACAAGGUUGGCUUGGGACUGGGCUACCUGGAGCUGCCCCAGAUCAACUACAGGCUCUCUGUGGAGCACAAGAAAAGGCCAUCCGCGGACCUGUCGCCCGAAAUGAGGCUGCUCCAGAGCCUGCUGGACACCAAGUCGGUCUACAUUCUGGACUGCUGGUCAGACGUUUUCAUCUGGAUUGGCCGGAAGUCCUCACGCCUGGUGCGGGCGGCUGCUCUCAAACUGGGCCAGGAGCUGUGCAGCAUGCUUCACCGCCCCAAACACGCCAUGGUCAUCCGGAACCUGGAGGGCACCGAGUGCCAGGUCUUCAAAUCCAAAUUCAAGAACUGGGAUGACGUUCUGAAGGUGGACUACACCCGCAACGCCGAAGCGGUCCAUCAACCCGGUGGCCUCUCAGGAAAAGUCCAGAAGGAUUCCGAGAAGAAGGACCAGCUCAAGGCUGACUUGACUGCCCUGUUUCUGCCACGUCAGCCCCCGAUGCCUCUGAGCGAGGCAGAGCAGCUCAUGGAAGAAUGGAAUGAAGACCUGGACGGCAUGGAAGGCUUCGUCCUGGAGAACAAGAAGUUCACCCGGCUGCCGGAAGAGGAAUUUGGCCACUUCUAUACCCAGGAUUGCUACGUCUUUCUCUGCCGGUACUGGAUCCCUGUGGAGACAGAGGAAGAUGAGGAGGAGAAGAAGAAGAAGAAGAGAGAGGAAGGGAACGCUGAAGGCGAGAAGGAGGAGGAGGAGGAAGAGGAGGAGGUGGAAGAAGAGAAGCAGCCAGAAGAAGACUUUCAGUGUGUGGUUUAUUUCUGGCAGGGCCGCGAGGCCUCCAACAUGGGGUGGCUGACCUUCACUUUCAGCCUCCAGAAGAAAUUUGAGAACCUUUUCCCAGGCAAGCUGGAGGUUGUGCGCAUGACGCAGCAGCAGGAGAACCCCAAGUUCCUCUCCCACUUCAAGAGGAAAUUCAUCAUUCACAAGGGGAAGAGGAAAGCCAGGGAUGACAACCUCCAGCCCAGCCUCUACCACAUCCGUACCAACGGCAGCGCACUCUGUACCCGGUGCAUCCAGAUCAACACGGACUCUGGCCUUCUGAACUCUGAAUUCUGCUUCAUUUUGAAGGUUCCCUUUGAGAGUUCCGACAACCAGGGCAUCGUGUACACCUGGGUCGGCCGAGCUGCCAACCCCGAUGAAGCCAAGCUGGCCGAAGAUAUCAUGAAUCACAUGUUUGACGACUCGUACAGCAAACAGGUGAUCAAUGAGGGAGAAGAGCCGGAGAAUUUCUUUUGGGUCGGGAUCGGAGCCCAGAAACCUUACGAUGGAGAUGCCGAAUACAUGAACUUCUCCCGUCUUUUCAGGUGCUCCAACGAGAAGGGCUACUUUGCGGUGUCCGAAAAAUGCUCCGAUUUCUGCCAGGAUGACCUGGCGGAUGACGACAUCAUGUUGCUGGACAAUGGCUGCGAGGUCUACAUGUGGGUGGGGACGCAGACCAGCCAGGUGGAGAUCAAGUUGAGCCUCAAAGCUUGCCAGGUCUACAUCCAGCACAUGCGGUCCAAAGAUGCCAGCCGGCCCCGGAAGCUCCGCCUGGUGCGCAAAGGCAACGAGCCGCUUCCCUUCACCCGCUGCUUCCACGCCUGGAGCGUUUUCCGGAAGCCGCCAGCUUAAGGGCGGCACCCGGUGCCCAACCUCAGGCCUCGCCUGCCACCCGCAGCAGCCACCCCCACCCCCCAUGGGGAUUCCUCCAACAGAUGGGCUUUGUAGUCUUGUGCCAGCGCUGGGCGGUCCAUCCCCUGCCCGGCACUGCAACGCGCUUCUCUUCGAGCUGCGGACUGGAGAAAAGGUUACUCGGGGGGGGGGAGGGGAAUUGCUCCCUCCCACCUCCAAAAUCCCCCCCCUCCUGCUUCCAUUCCCAGUGCCAGUCAAAAUCUCCUUUCCCGGUUUCCUCCCCAAGCUGUUUCAGGCGCCUGGCCUUCUCUCUUAGCCAUUGUUACAGCCAAGAAAUCUUGGUUUUCCUCCCCCCUCAACCCCUCCUUUGUUGCCCCCCAGGUGCUCUCUGGAGCCCCCUCCCCCUGGCUCAGGAGCAGCAACCUUGCGCAGGCCAGGCUGAGGCCCAGGAGGGUCCCCCUGCUUUUGGGGGGAAAGGGGGUGUCUCUGGCUAAGGCUUGCAAAGAGAUUUCUGAAUUAAGUUUGGAACAGAAGCAGAGAAAUUUAAUGGGGGGGGGGUAGAAGCCCCUGACCUGCAAACCGAAUGUAAGAUCCUGCCCCCCCCCCCAUUUUCCACCCCCCCCCCAAGAAGGAAGAAUUUCAGCAGGUGCUUUUGUGCUCCUCAAGGCCACCCCUGGCUAAAAUUCUUGUAUUAUUAUUUUUUACAACUACUAAAAGCACAAUUCUCUUUUAUUGCCUUCCGGUUGAAAUGCCUGUCCCUCCCUCUCUUCCUUCCUUCCUUCCUUCCUUCCUUCUUUGCACUGAAUUACAGAGUUUAAAGCAAAAAAAAAAAAACCAAGCUUGGUCACACAAACAAGGGGUGUCCUGCUUGCUCCUAGUCCUCAAGAGGUUUGGAAAAGCAGGUCUCUUGCCAACUUUCCGCUUUGCAGUCUGUUGCGGUGGCCCCCCCGUUCCUUCCUAGGUGCCACCCUUUGGGAAGGGUGAGAAGAAAGCCACAGGGGGUGUGGGUGGGGUGGGGGGAGAACUUUUGUAAAAGCAGGAGAAGUGGCACCUAUUUUAAACCCAGCCUGGGUCAACUUGGUGCGGCAUCAACAUCUGCAGCAAUUGCUACCAGCUGCAGAGCGCAUGGCCAAAGGCAGGCUAACUCCAAAACAGCCACAGCAGCAGCAGGCAGGAAUGCAACCGGCAAAGCGCAAGGGCUGCGUCUCUGGCCCGGCACGAACACAGCGCAGUGGGCAUCCGUCCGUCCCAGGGCUUCACAAGCUUUCUUGUUAAGUUCUCAAUAAAGAUUGCAAAGAUGGCCGUUUGUGAGCUGCCGUGUGGCGUCCUUCUCUUCUGACGGCCAGAAGCGCCCCCGUCAAUUUUUAGCGGGUUUCCUCCCCUCUUAGGUGUCGGUCCUCUAAACGGCGUUUCCCCCUCCUUGCCCGGUAGCAGGAAAAGGUCCAGUAUUUUGAUGUUUGCAAGCUACACUUUCUCCGCUUCCUGCAAUGAGGGGCGGUGAGAAACUAGACACGGAGAGGCUGCAUUAGAUAGUAAAUGCUUUAUUCUUCCUUUAUUAAAAACCUGCAUUAAUUACUAAACAAUGCUAAAUCCAUUCUCUGGACCAAAAAAAAGGGGGGGGGGUGGAAUCCGAAGAGGACGUUCUACAGGAAAACUAGCCCCCUCCCCCCCUCCGUGGCUACCACAAAAAAAAAAACAGACUCACAAUGGCACACGUCCAGACACCCACACAGACACCCGUCAGGCACUCUCUCACACACACACAGAGCAAGGAUCGAAUCGUACCUUUCCACCCAAGUGGACUUUCAAAGGUCCCAAAAAAAGCUGGGGAGCCCAAUUCUCACGUACAUCAAAAAGGGGGGAUUUAUUUCUGAAGGUUUUGGUCCCCACUUCUUAGCUUCCCCGCCAUCUUAUCCACCCUCCAGGGGAGUUUUCUUGGCACAAAAGCAGCAGCCGUGAGAAAAAGGAAUCCUUCCGAGCAGAAAACGGAGCUUGAGGUCCUGCGACAGGCUCAUCUUUUUGGCACUAGAAGUUCUCCCACCUCAGCGGGGAAACAUGGAGGUGAAGCAGGCAAAAACCCACCCCCGCCCCAGAGAAAGGGGUCCGUGAUGCUGGGCGGCAGUGGGGAGAGGGGGGGGGAGCACUGACCGGUGGGCCAAAGCCCCGUAUUUUGGAGACAAGGUCUCCGCAACCUACGCCAAAACACUGCAGCUUUUGCACAGUGGCGCACGCAGCUCAUUCUUGCAAAGUCCUUUCGGUGGCUUGCAAAAAAUCCCAGCAAGAGGUUUUCUAAGGCAGGAAAGACACCCCCCAUCCCACCCCAAAAAACCCCACGAAGACCUUUGGGGCGGCAUGCAGCGUGCCUCGGACUGGUGAGGGUCGGCAGCCGCUGCAGAAAUUGGGAUCAUCAGGCCAAACUGGAGCUGGCUCAGCCAAAUUCGGCACAGGCAGCCAAAGCCGGGAUUUCUAACGGGGGGAAGCUGGAGGUCAGGGGACCUGUACCCCGAGAUUCCUAAGAGCUGGCCAGAUAAAGAGAAGGCAAGCCCACCAAGGGGUCCCAAGGCUUUUGCUUCCUGCGCUCAAUGGAGGAGACCCCGCAUUCUUCAGGGCAUCCAGACCAAAACCCCAUCCUGAGCUCAGCGAAAACUCUUCAUUUCCUAGACUCGGGGAGCCCCCUCCUCGGGUUGAAAGACCAAGUGGGGAGGAAAGCAGAAACAGAAACCGCCCUUAUUUACCAUCCUAUCAUCUCCUGGGAUGAAGAGAGAGACAUCAGCUCUGUACCAAACCCAGUUAACUUUCCCUCCCCAACAC
Messenger RNA from Pseudonaja textilis, 5601 nucleotides. The record is from RefSeq and is a predicted model, not a curated record. Lineage: Eukaryota; Metazoa; Chordata; Lepidosauria; Squamata; Elapidae.